AUGGGCUACCCGACCGUCAACAAAGCGCUUCGCUUCGAAGGACUUCCCGGUUCAGAUCUGAAAAUCGUUGAGAAAGAUGUACUCCCUCUACCUCCAAACCAGAUCCUAGUCAAGGUCCAUGCCGCAUCAAUCAAUCCGUGUGAUAUCCAGCUAUGGAGAUCGGGCUUGGUAGCUGUCGUUGCAGGGGAUAAAGGGAUGGGAAAAGACUUCUCUGGGACAGUAGUAUCAGUUGGAAAGAACGUGACCGGAUGGGCGGAAGGAGACGAGAUAUACGGGUUACUAUUUCACAUUUUUGGUCAAGGGAGCUUCAGCGAAUAUAUCAAUGUCGACCCAGCGUCGGAUCCGAUAGCUAGGAAACCCGCUGCCUUGACCCACGAGGAGGCUGCUUCGAUCCCUCUAGUUGCUCUGACCGCUUAUGCUUGUCUCGAGUGGCUCCCAACUCCGUCGCCUACGCAGAGAAGGAUUGUCGUUCGCGGGGCAUCUGGAGGAACAGGCUCUUGGCUCGUCCAGCUUGCCAAGGCCGUCUACGACUGCCAUGUCACAGCAAUAUGCUCCAGCAAGAACUCUUCAUACGUGGAGUCUCUCGGCGCCGAUUUGGUGGUUGACUACACCACUCAAGACAUCUCAACGGCCCUUAUCACAAGUCUUUCCACUGACAAGAAAUACGACUUGGUCGUCGAUUGCGUUGGCGGUACUGAACUGAUUCCCAUCUAUGAACGACUUCUCCACCCUCUUGGCGCCUACCUGACCAUAGUCGGCGACAAGAGCGACGUUCGAAUCCUCGGCGGCCCCAUCACUUACUUUACAAACCCAGCCCAAGUGAUUCGCUACAUAAAAGGCUAUAUCUGGGGUCCACGUUACGCAUGUGUGUCCUUCGUAGAGAAGAGCGAGUAUCUCCAGCAAAUAUCCCGACUCAUCGAGACAGGCGAGCUGAAGGUUUCGAAUAUUGAGGUCUUGGAAGGGGCUUUUGACGAGCGAGAGGCGUGGAGAACGGCUGUUGAAGCUAUGCAGAGUAUGAGGGUUAGAGGGAAAGUGGUACUCGCUAUCCCAUGA
Molecule: messenger RNA, 1053 nt
Organism: Drepanopeziza brunnea f. sp. 'multigermtubi' MB_m1
Lineage: Eukaryota; Fungi; Ascomycota; Leotiomycetes; Helotiales; Drepanopezizaceae
Cellular component (GO): mitochondrion
Molecular function (GO): oxidoreductase activity
Source: RefSeq, a predicted model, not a curated record